AUGAUAUGUAAUAUUGGAUUUUUUGCAACUGCAAGUGAUGAAGCAAAAGAGGAAAAUCAGAAAGUGGAGAAAACAGACCAAGAUUCUGAAGUAGUGAAAAAGAAUAAAAAGAUACAUGUAUACCAAAACAAAAGUACAUAUGAAGGAUCCUAUCUGUGUGGGAAAAAAUCAGGGAUGGGGAAACUAACGAAAAGGACUAAGGAGUUCUACAACGGAAAUUUCCAAAACGGAAAAAAGAAUGGAACUGGAUUUCAGAAGUAUUCUAAUGGAGACUUUUAUUAUGGAGAGUGGAAGAACAACAAGAAGAAUGGACAAGGAAUUUAUUUUUUCUCUUCCACAAGGGAAUAUUACUUCGGAGAAUGGUGCAAAGGAAGUUUACUUAGUGGAUCAUGGAUAUUUUCUAGGAACACAAAAUACGUUGGGACAUUUUUUAGGAACCUCCCUAAGUUUAAGGGAUGUUUUAUUUUUGCAGAUGAUUCUAAAAUUGUCGUCUUUUACAAACAAAUUCUUGGUAUUUCAAGCAUUGAUCAAGGGAUCCAGGACAAUUUGGAACUUAUAUGGCGAGCAGCAUAG
Plasmodium gonderi is the source of this 573-nucleotide messenger RNA. RefSeq lists its product as hypothetical. The record is from RefSeq and is a predicted model, not a curated record. The coding region runs from base 1 to 573 and encodes 190 amino acids. The transcript is spliced from 4 exons. NCBI's taxonomy places the organism in Eukaryota, Apicomplexa, Aconoidasida, Haemosporida, Plasmodiidae.